Molecule: messenger RNA, 1333 nt
Organism: Triticum urartu
Lineage: Eukaryota; Viridiplantae; Streptophyta; Magnoliopsida; Poales; Poaceae
Source: RefSeq, a predicted model, not a curated record
UAGUGGGUAUCUUGUGCAAGCCACACGACCUUCAUACGAAGGUGCAACAAGCUCAGCUAGAGCAACAGAGCUAGCAGCUAACAAUGGCGUCUAGAGCAGCGGCGGCCGCCGUGGUCGUCCUGGCCUUGGUCUGCGCCGUGCAGUCGUCCCUCUCGGCGGCGACCGCCGGGGGUCUGUCCCCUGACUUCCACGCGGUGACGUGCCCUCCGCUGGAGCAAAUCGUGGCGUUCCACGUGGGGGAGGCCUUCAAGAACGACUCCGGCGUGGCGCCGGCGCUCAUCCGCAUCCUCUUCCACGACUGCUUCCCGCAGGGCUGCGACGGGUCGGUGCUCAUCGAGGGCCCCGGCACGGAGCAGGACGAGAUCCCCAACAAGACGCUCCGCAGGGUGGCGCUGGACCUCAUUGACCGCAUCCGUAUGCGCGUGCACAGCGCCUGCAGCCGCACGGUCUCGUGCGCCGACAUCACCGUGCUCGCCACCCGCGAGUCGCUCGUCCUGGCCGGCGGGCCCCGCUUCGAGGUCGCCCUCGGCCGGCGCGACUCCUUCUUCCCGGCGUCGCCGGUCCAGGUCGGCCUGCUGCCGGCGCCCUUCCACCCCGUGGACAAGCUCAUCAAGUCCUUCGGCGACCGCGGCCUCGACGUGGCGGACCUGGUGUCCCUCUCCGGCGCGCACACCUUCGGCGUCGCCCACUGCCCUGCUUUCGAUGAUCGCUUCAAGAAUGGCUUCGACACGAACCCGGCCAUCGACCCCAAGUUCGCCACGGGGCUGCGGAACAAGUGCGCCAAGGACACCCCCGAAGGCACCCUGAAGCAGAACCUCGACGUGCGCACGCCGGACAUCUUCGACAACAAGUACUACUUCGACCUGAUCGCGAGGCAGGGGCUGUUCAAGUCGGACCAGGGCCUCUUCGACCACCCCACCACCAAGCGCAUGGCCACCCGCUUCUCGCUCAACCAGGACGCCUUCUUUGAGCAGUUCGCCAGGUCCAUGGCCAAGAUGGUCAACAUGGACCUGCUCACCGGCGACAAGGGCGAGAUCCGGGUCAGAUGCGCCGUCCGCGGCACUCCCCCACGCAUCCAGGCCGCCGCCGCCGGCGAUGACGAGGGGAUCGCCGCCGACAUGUAAGAGUUGUUCGAUGUAACGUAGAGUUCAUGAGUGAACUGUGUGAGGCACGCACGGUGGUGAAGUAGAUGUGUUUCUGUUAGUGUGCCGUGCUAUCUAGUCAAUAAGAUGAGGGGUCAAUCCGUAUGCUUCCUAGCAUAGAAUCGAUCGAGGUAGGUUCUUUUUGGACAUCCGUUUAAUAUCUUCAGUAACAUCGUAAUGUCUUUUUUAGA